Messenger RNA from Diospyros lotus (date-plum), 523 nucleotides. Its product is annotated as late embryogenesis abundant protein 1-like. The transcript is spliced from 3 exons. The record is from RefSeq and is a predicted model, not a curated record. The coding region runs from base 1 to 444 and encodes 147 amino acids. Lineage: Eukaryota; Viridiplantae; Streptophyta; Magnoliopsida; Ericales; Ebenaceae.
AUGGCCGUUGAGGAUCCAGUCCAAGGCAGCAAUUUCGCUCCACGUGUCACCAACCUAUUGGCCUGCCCUCCCUAUAUAUACCUCCAACUCACAAGCCUUCAAUUCAUAUCAAAAGCCGACAACGUUCUGGAGAUCAACCAGCGGAAGACAUAUACUACGCAGAGACCCAAAUCCGUAAUUUCACAAGAGAAGAUGUCGAGCAGCCAGUUCAGUGCCGGACAAACCCACGGCCAGGCCCGGGCCAAGACCGAGGAUCUGGUGCAGUCGGCUCAAAGCACUGCCAACGCGGCCUCUGAGAAGUUGGCUGACUCCGGGGACUCCGCCCAGCAGCACAAGGAAGAGGCUGCGGGAUUCAUCCAACAGACCGGAGAGCAAGUGGUGCAGAUGGCUCAAGGCGCCAUUGACGGUGUGAAGAACACACUCGGCAUCAAUGAGAAGAAGUGAUUAAAGAGGGAGUAAAGCUUACUACAAUAACUUGGGAUUGUUACGGAGAGAACUCUCUUCUUUUGGCGAGCAAGAUACA